GCUUUGCGAAGUUUGGCUUUCCCCCAAUCAAACAAAGAAGGCUGGAGCUUUUCGAACAGCUGCUGCAGCCUCGUCAGCAGCCCCGGGACUGUGCAAAGUUGGGGAGAAGGGCGGCGUAAGUUUGGAGCGUUGCUGCUGCUUAGUCCAGGCUGUGCAGAACCGAAGCACUUGGGGUUAGAGAGGUGCAAAAAGAGCAUUUGAGUUAGUGGAACGGCGUUUCUCCUCUUAGCAGCGCGAUCCUUUAUGAAGCAGCAGGAACAGUUUUGAACAGAAGGAGGCUAUGAAGAUUGCAAUUUUACACCAAUUUAGAAAAUGAGAUCCGCGUGGGAGUAACAUAUGGUUAAGCGUGCAGAGGCUAGCUUUGCACACCUGGCUGGCAUGGAGAUCGCCUCUUCGGUCAAGAUUUGGUGAAGGGCUCUUCGUAUUUUAGCAGGUGGAAGCUUCCAGGCAGCUGUGAACCCCUAGACUUCUCUCUCAACCCUUAAACCUUCAUUGAAAAGGGAAAACUGCUGUACCUCCUCUAAAUUGGCAGAGAACCAUAGAAGCAAGGCUUUGUUUCUGAAGACUCUAUGUAGACAAAAUGCUCUAGAAAUGCCCAAAGUUCUGCUUAAGAAACAGAAAACUGCAAGAAAUCAGAGAGGGAUUUUCCCAGCGUGGCUUCUCUUCUUGUGUGGGCAUUGAGUGGACAGGGUUAGACUGAUGCUGUUAACUCCCGCCCAAGGGUUACUGGAGUCUUCCUUUGCUACAGAAAAAGGAUAUAUAUUUUUUAACUUCCUGCCCAUCUUCUGAAGGGGAGAUAUAAAUCCAAAAAUACACAAGUGUUUGUUCUAUGGAAAAGGCCAUUAGCCAGCUCAGGAGCUGGUAAUCUUUGCUGGAUUUCAGAAUGGAUUUAACCUUUGCAGUGGCUUUCUAUAGGACGGUGCAACAGUGAUCGUGACCUUGGAAGGAACACUGGUUGUUUCCCCAGCACCAUUUUGCCUGUUUGACUUGCUAAUCUAGCAGCGUCCACAUCAGGGUCUCUGUUGGCUGUUAAUGUACCCUACCUUGAAAACGGCGUAUUCUUCUGGAAUGUAGCCACUGUCCAUUUGACUAAAGGAAGAGGCCAAAGUCCUUGGCCCCGCCAUGGGUCGCUUAGACGACCAUGCCAAGAAACGGAUUGUGGAGCUGCGCAAAGCCGGCUUGAGCUUCCGCAAGAUCAAAAAGGUGCUGGAGCUGGACAACAUCCGGGUCACCCCGCAAGCCAUCUACCUGUUCCUUAAGCGCAAGAACGUGGAGCCCAGCCAGCCCCCACCUGUCUCUUUUCUGCAACCUGCUCUUGAGAAUGGAAGCAGGAAGACUCUUGUGGACCAAGCUGGCUGGGAGGACAACCAGCUCUGGAAGUUACUGCAGGAAAACGAGACUGAGCACCAUGGGCAGAGAGAGGCUGCUGGCUCUGUGGCAGGAGUUGGCCCAAGCUAUGAGGUGCCGCCUUGUAACGGCCAUUGUGAUGGCGAGGAGCACAUCAAAAUAAUUAGCGUGACUUCCUUGAGCAAGGAUGGAGGGCCGUUUUGGAAGCAGAGUGCCUCCCAUGAGGGCCUCUCCAGCGGAUCUCAGCUGGGCCAGAAUAUGGGUGACAACUGCCCAGAGCCAAAACCAUCUGUGUCGCCCAGCUGCUUGACUCCAUUUGCACCUGCAGUUCCUCAGCAUAAUCUGAAUGGCAAAGGGAAGGCCUUUCUUCCACCUGCCCGGAAUCCCGCCUUGAUUGUGAAGAGGAAGAUCAUAGGCCGGGCCAUCCAUCUCCAGAAAAAGGCAAAUGUACAGAACGGGCAGAAUUCAUCUGGUUCUACACCCAGUUUGCCCUUCAUGAUGAGGGUGCAGUCAACUGGCCAUCCUUCCAGGGGGACAACUCCUGUCCCGAUGGCAUCUUCUGGCUGCUCUACACAUACUAAAGAUGCCGGUACUCAGACCUGUACAUUUAACCCCACCUACCCUCCAGUUCAUCAAAAUCCUCAGUGGGGAGCUCAGAUGACUACCUCCUUGGUCCCUGCUGCCAACCCUCAGCCGCUUGAAGAGAAACUGGAUACAGUGCACACUGAGGUCCAGAAGCUUGCGCAGGCUGUGCAUAUGGUGCUGGAGCGCCAGUGCCGACUGGAGCGCCAACAGGAGCAGCAGCAGCGCUUCCAACAGGAGCUUCUCAUGACGCUGCAGCAGCUCAGCUCCACUGUUGGCCACGGGGCAGUCCCUGCCCAUGCCCCCUGUACUCCUUACAACGUGGCUGACCCCUCACCACCCUUGCCAAGCUUCAGCCAGUUCAAGAUGGAGCUUAUCUGACCAAGGACUACGGAGAUGGCAGUGGAGGUAAUGAGUGAGUUGUUU
Messenger RNA from Podarcis raffonei (Aeolian wall lizard), 2355 nucleotides. RefSeq lists its product as uncharacterized. The transcript is spliced from 7 exons. The coding region runs from base 1123 to 2310 and encodes 395 amino acids. The record is from RefSeq and is a predicted model, not a curated record. Lineage: Eukaryota; Metazoa; Chordata; Lepidosauria; Squamata; Lacertidae.